Messenger RNA from Thyridium curvatum, 621 nucleotides. RefSeq lists its product as uncharacterized. The record is from RefSeq and is a predicted model, not a curated record. Gene Ontology annotation, biological process: signal transduction. Gene Ontology annotation, cellular component: plasma membrane. Bases 1 to 621 code for a protein of 206 amino acids. NCBI's taxonomy places the organism in Eukaryota, Fungi, Ascomycota, Sordariomycetes, Thyridiales, Thyridiaceae. Gene Ontology annotation, molecular function: GTPase activity; GDP binding; GTP binding. The transcript is spliced from 7 exons.
AUGAACUCCACGGCGUACAAGUACAUGCGGGAGUUUUCCAUCGUCGUCCUGGGAGCAGAGAGCUACGAUCCAACCAUUGAGGAUUCUUACAGACAUCAGCUGCAAGUUGAUGGCCGGUUACUGGUACUGGAGAUCCUGGACACUGCAGGGACUGAGCAAUUCGUUGCCAUGAGAGAUCUGUACAUGAAGACUGGCCAGGGCUUCCUCCUAGUCUUCAGCAUUACAUCCCAGUCGUCCCUUGCGGAGCUCGAGUCACUCCGGGACGAGAUCAUCCGUAUCAAGGACGACGAAAAUGUACCGAUUGUCAUUGUCGGCAACAAGGCCGACUUGGAGGAGCAACGGACGGUGCCGAGGACAAAGGUGUUCUCGCUCUCCCAGCAAUGGGGUGUGCCGUACUACGAGUCUAGCGCUCGAACGAGGAUGCAUCUCACUCGUUGCUCAGCAAACGUGGAAGAGGUCUUCAUCGAUCUCUGCAGGCAGCUCCUGCGCCGGGAUGACGCCCACGAGCUGUUGAGGGAACAUCAGCAUGCGCAUGACGACCAACACAGCGGGAGCCAGCCUUUCAGGCGCCGCGGCCGCAAGAGGAGACGGGACGGCCACCCGCGGUGCAUCAUUCUCUGA